CAGGUCCCUGUACGGGUGGGCUCCUGCUUCUCCUAACAUCCAGAGCGGUCCCGGUGUUCCCCCCGGACUCCUCCGAGUAGCUCCGGGGAGGGAGAUCUCUAAGCGUUUGGAAGGCUGAACCUCCCGCCAGCUUCCCCGGGAGCGGGCGCUGGAGGAAAUCGACCCAUACUUUUGCUAGCCCCAUUUGGGCUGAAGGAGUCCUUUCCUGGGGAAGGACUGGAAAGUUAGGAACCCUGGCUCUGCCGCUUCCUCUGUGACCUUGUGCAGUCCCUCCCGCCCCGGGCCUCAGUUUCGUCCUCUCUGAAAUGGGGAGAACAGCACGGCAGUCCACAGAAUGGAGGAUCAGGGAAGAUGAAAGCCUGCCGCAAAAACUAUGUGGCAAUCAUGCCACCCCCUAUGAAGGUCCCCCGAAGGGAGGCCCUGGUGCUACAGUGUGAGUGGGGAUCCUGUACCUUGGUGGCCUCAACUGUGGAGGAGUUCUGUGAACACGUCACGCAGCACCUCCAGCAGCAUCUCCAGGGCCCUGAGGAAGAAGAUGAGGAUGAGGUGGACCCACUUGCUGAAGAGUACUCGUGUUUGUGGCAAGAAUGUGGCUUCUGUUCCCCAGACAGCUCUGCUGACCUGGUCCGUCAUGUCUAUUUCCACUGUUACCACACCAAGCUGAAACAGUGGGGACUUCAGGCUCUGCAAGGCCAGGCUGGACUCAGCCACUGUCUAUUGGACUUCCAAAGCCGAAACAUGAUCCCCGACAUUCCUGACCACUUCUUGUGCCAGUGGGAGCACUGUGAGAGCUCUUUUGAUAAUCCAGAGUGGUUUUACCGGCACGUGGAGGCCCAUAGCCUGUGUUGUGAAUACAAGGCAGCCAGCAAGGAGAACCAUGUGGUACCAUGUGGCUGGAAAGAUUGCAACUGUACCUUCAAAGGCCGUUGUAAACUGAGAGAGCAUCUUCGAAGCCACACCCAGGAGAAGGUGGUGGCUUGCCCCACCUGUGGGGGGAUGUUUGCCAAUAACACCAAGUUCUUUGACCACAUCCGGCGCCAGACAUCACUAGACCAACAACGAUUCCAGUGUUCCCAUUGCUCCAAGAGGUUUGCCACAGAGCGACUAUUGAGGGACCACAUGCGCAACCAUGUAAAUCACUACAAGUGCCCUUUGUGCGACAUGACCUGCCCACUGCCCUCCUCCCUCCGAAACCACAUUCGCUUCCGACACAGUGAAGACCGGCCCUUUAAAUGUGAUUACUGUGACUACAGUUGUAAAAACCUGAUUGACCUCCGGAAGCACCUAGACACUCAUAGCAAGGAGCCUGCCUAUCAUUGUGAGUUUGAAAGCUGCAGCUUCAGCGCCCGCUCCCACUGUUCCAUCAAGUCCCAUUACCGAAAAGUGCACCAAGGUGACUCAGAGCCAAGAUACAAGUGUCAUGUCUGCGACAAGUGCUUCACUCGAGGCAACAACCUCACUGUCCACCUUCGGAAGAAGCAUCAGUUCAAGUGGCCCUCGGGCCAUCCCCGCUUCCGGUACAAGGAGCACGAGGAUGGUUACAUGCGCUUGCAGCUGGUUCGCUAUGAGAGUGUGGAGCUGACCGAGCAGCUGCUAAGGGAACGAGAAGAGCAGGGUGGGCCGGGCCCAGGGGCAGCACUGACUGAGGGCAGCCUGCAAGGCCUUAUCCUGGAACCUGGGCCUGAGGAGCCGGGGCCUGAGGAGGAGGAAGAAGAGGAGGCAGAGGUGGAGGAAAGUGAGGGGGCAGCCCCUUCAGCUUCCACUUCUCAGCACUCUCCCAGCCCUGUCAUUCACGUGCUGAACAGGACCAAUUCCCAAGGCGAACAGGAGACAGUCUAUUAUGUCCUGGCCCCAGCUCCUGGAGUUCAGCCUGAUGCACCAGGAGAGGGAGCCCCUGACCCUGAUCCCCCUGAUGGCAUCAUGGAGAAACUGCAUAAGACGGCUGAGGAGCUGGGAAUCUUAAUUGAGUGAGGGACUGAAGGUUCCACUCCCUUCAGGGCCUGCCUGAGACAUUGUUUUCCCAUCCUGGAUUUGAGAUUGGCUCUUCUGUUUUUUUAUUUUUGCUCUCCUCUCAUACUCUCCCACUCUAGAGACAUACAGAGGGACCUUCUGAACUGCUCUUGGUAACAAAUGUGAGGGGCAGCACAAAGAGAGAGUGCAUGAGAGUGAGAGAGAGAGAGAGAGAGAGAGAGAGUGUGUGUGUGUGUGUGUGUGUAUGUGUGUGUGUGUGGUGGAGAGAGAAAUAUCUUAGUCCAAGAGCCAAACCUGAGAAGAAGGGGUCCCCUGGGAGUGGGAGGAGGAUGCUAUUCAUGGGAUACUCUGGAAAAUCGAUGUUUGGGUUACCCUAAGGACAGGCAACAUCUCUUACAAGUAUGACUGCAGAACAGUCCUUGGUUUAGCACAGCCUUUCCAGGAAGCUGGCCCAUGGACAGUGUGGUAGCAGUUCUGGAAGUCUCCCCAGGAUUUGGGUCCUUGUGGGGUGUUUGGGGGUGGAGGGGCAUCUCAGACUAAACUCCAAACCUCAAGGCUGUUGUAUUCCUUAAGGGACACCUAUUCAUCCUGAUUUCCUGGGACUUUCUAGAGACCAUAGGUCUCUCAAGGCCAUCCCCCAGUCUUGCUCUCCAAAGGCCUCUGCCAUUCCAAUUAGCCCCCAUCCCCAAGCCAAGAGGCUUUUCCCUGGUCUCUGGGUUCUCCCGCCAUCCCCAUGUAUGGAUUAUCCUCAGGUACAAGAUUGGGGGAGGCAUUGAUGAAGGGUGCUGAAUAUCGAUAUGAUCAUAUGGUGACUUUUCUUAUUGGCAAUAAACAUGUUAUGCUCUUUA
Molecule: messenger RNA, 2819 nt
Organism: Trichosurus vulpecula (common brushtail)
Lineage: Eukaryota; Metazoa; Chordata; Mammalia; Diprotodontia; Phalangeridae
Gene: HINFP
Product: histone H4 transcription factor
Exons: 10
Coding region: 352-1971 (539 amino acids)
Biological process (GO): regulation of transcription by RNA polymerase II; anatomical structure development
Molecular function (GO): RNA polymerase II cis-regulatory region sequence-specific DNA binding; DNA-binding transcription factor activity, RNA polymerase II-specific
Source: RefSeq, a predicted model, not a curated record